Molecule: messenger RNA, 1209 nt
Organism: Onychostoma macrolepis
Lineage: Eukaryota; Metazoa; Chordata; Actinopteri; Cypriniformes; Cyprinidae
Product: liver-expressed antimicrobial peptide 2-like
Exons: 3
Coding region: 88-393 (101 amino acids)
Biological process (GO): antimicrobial humoral immune response mediated by antimicrobial peptide; defense response to bacterium
Source: RefSeq, a predicted model, not a curated record
AGAGGGUGGGGAGGUAAGAUCAAUGUUGAAGGGUUAUAAAUACACAUGGUCAUUGCAAAGCUUAAGUAAUCAUCUGGACACACUGACAUGAGUUCUGUGGGAAAUAACAUGACCAAAAUGAUUCUGCAUCACUUUAACCUGGCAAAAUUUGGAUUUUGCACAUUAAUCUUGCUAGUGCUGAUGCACCAGGUAUCUACAGUGCCAGUAGUGACUCCUGAGGUGCGAUCAGACCUUCAGUCAUCACAUAUACUUCACCGCAAGAUAAGAAUGUCCCCUCUGUGGCGAAUCAUGGGGUUCAAACCAUAUGGAGCCUACUGCCAUGACAACAUAGAGUGUACUACAGGUUUAUGCAGGAACGGUCAUUGUUCGUUUAAUGAGCCUGUUCAUUCUUAGUGGAGUGGAAGCCUGAAAACUAGUCAUUUAUGAGUCAACCCAAUAUAUAUAUAUAUAUAUUAUGGCCUUAGGCUAUGUUUCAAGCACUUUAAUUUCUGAACUGUAUAUAGCAUCGUACAUGUACUGUGCAGAGCAUGUGGAGAAGUCUGACUUGAAAAGUUACAUUGGUUUCACUUUAUAUGACUUAUGUUCAAGCCAUUUGAAAACAUGAAUUAUUGGUUAUUAAGAUAAUGAUGUUAAACAAGAAUUUUGGGGUUUGUGUUUGACUUGAAAAAUACACAAUUAACAAAACUGUAGUGCAUUGUAAAUAUACUUAAAGGAUUGUAUUAAUCUGUACGAGCAUGAUUUUUAAUUUAUGUAAUGCAUUAUCAAGAAUCACAAUGCCGUAAAAGUGCAUUUGUUACUGUUUAGAAUGUAGACUUGCUGAAAGUAUUGAGGCUAAAAUCUCUAUUUUGAGUUUGAAAUAAUUAUAUUCAUGUGAUAUUUGAUAAAAAGUACUGUAUUAGAUAAGCUAUGAAGGCCUCAGUAGUGUUGAUUAAAAUCUAUACUAGGCACAGGGCCAGUGAGAGAACGUGCACAGCAGCACAUAUCUUUCUCAGGAUGUUCUAUGUUCAGAGAAACCCAGUUCUAAUGGCAAAUGGCCCUGAAGUCCCUCAGUAUCCACAUAGUGAGAGGAGUAUUUGCACAAGAAUGUACUGUAACAGACUGAUGUCAUUGUACUGUGAACGACCUCCACAUGUACCCAGAUUGCAUGUUCUUUUUCUGAUACAAGAGCAAAGUUUAAGUUAGUCAAAUAAAACACUAAAAAUACCAGUA